Molecule: messenger RNA, 1137 nt
Organism: Cyphellophora europaea CBS 101466
Lineage: Eukaryota; Fungi; Ascomycota; Eurotiomycetes; Chaetothyriales; Cyphellophoraceae
Exons: 1
Coding region: 1-1137 (378 amino acids)
Source: RefSeq, a predicted model, not a curated record
AUGCUCGACUCCGGCUCCGACCUCUCCGCCUCCCGCUGGGCGCCCCGCGCCCACGCACGUACCUCCUCGCCAUACUACUCCCAGAUCUCCACCUCACCUUGCCGCGCCCACGCCCACCCACGAGCCACUUCCACCACCUCUAGGUCCCCGACACGACCGCACCAUCCGAUCACAUCCACGACCUCAACACCUACGCCACAUGCCCGGAAACCGCACACCGCGCCGUCACCCACCCAGCAACGCCAGCACUCGCUCGCCCUCUUCGCCCGCCUCAGCACGCGCCUCAAGUGGCGCGCCUCGCUUCUCCUGACCGCACACACCUUUGCGCUUUCGCCUGCUGCACACGGCAUCGGCCUUGACGCCACCGAGGCCGACGCCCAGUUCCGCAUUGAUUUCUUCGAGUUCUACGUCCUGCUGGAGCGCUGCUUGCUGCUGCUUUUGGGCGCUGUGGGCGUCAAGGUGAGUCGCGGGUACGAUCCACAGCGCGACGACGAUAGUGGUGGUCCGCACGGUCAUCGGGAUCGAGAUCGGGGCGGCGGCGCGCGUAGAGUGGUGGUGGAUGGCCAUCAGAGUGGUGGCUACGGCACCAGUCGGCAGCGCGGCUUGAUCGGCGACAGCAAAGUGGUCAUGGGCGGUGCUGGCCACUCGUUCCACCAGAAUCUGCUCGACGCGCUGUCCUGCGCCGACGGCAACCCGCUCUUUGACAUACUCGGAACGGGUAGGGUGAGGGAGUACAUCGGCCUCGCGAAGGAUCUGCGGAACGGAUGGAAGGAGACUGCAUCUGAAGUUCCGCUGGUUGCUGGAGAUACAGAAGAGAAUGGGGGCGUGGAGGCGGAAAAGGCGCGUCUGGACAUGCGCCUGAAGAGGCGGUAUGCGGAUCUGCUUAGCGAGCUGAGGCUGGAUGAGAUGCUGCGGGUGGUGUUAGGCGCGGUCGAGCACGCGGGCAGUGUAGCGGCGGUGGAGGUGGAUAGAGCUGUGGCGGAGGAGAGUCAGCGGAUCGCGACGGGCGAUGCUGAUGCUCAGGGGAGAAGGCUAAGUGUCGACAUGACGGACGUGAUGGCAGACGAGAUGAUCGGGGAACGGCCGUGGGAGAGCAUGGGUCCCGGUACUUGGGAAGUGGACGAGAUGGAAUUUUGA